Molecule: messenger RNA, 1230 nt
Organism: Xiphias gladius (swordfish)
Lineage: Eukaryota; Metazoa; Chordata; Actinopteri; Istiophoriformes; Xiphiidae
Product: activator of 90 kDa heat shock protein ATPase homolog 1-like
Exons: 9
Coding region: 1-1020 (339 amino acids)
Biological process (GO): protein folding; positive regulation of ATP-dependent activity
Cellular component (GO): cytosol
Molecular function (GO): protein-folding chaperone binding; ATPase activator activity
Source: RefSeq, a predicted model, not a curated record
AUGGCCAAAUGGGGUGAAGGAGAUCCUCGAUGGAUCGUUGAGGAGAGAGCCGAUGCUACCAACGUCAACAACUGGCACUGGACGGAGCGUGAUGUCUCGGGUUGGUCGUCGCAGCGUCUCCGUCAGCUGCUGCUUGGGGUCCGGGUGGAGGGAUCAGAGGGGGUCUGUCAGCUCACCGACAUCAACAAACUGGACGGAGAAGCUUCCAUCAACAAUCGCAAAGGGAAGCUCAUCUUCUUCUACGAGUGGCAGCUGAGAGCCAGCUGGCUGGGUACAUCCAGUAGUGGAUUGAAGUACAGAGGAACUGUUGAAGUGUCCAACCUUUCCGAUGAGAACGACGUGGAUGACCUCGACAUCUCAGUGUCUCUGUGUAAAGACCAGCCCAACACGCCACUCCUUGACCUCAUGAGGAGGACCGGCGUUCUGGAGGUCCAGAGGGUUCUGGGCGAGUAUGUCUACCAGCUCAAAUCAGAGUUCAGUCAGGGCAUGGUCCUGCCCACCACCCGGGGACCAAAACCAUCUCCACCUGAGCUGUCCAAGAAGAACCAGAUCAAGAGCAGUAAAACCCAGAUCAGCUGCAGCUCCAGGUGUUCUUCUAGCCGCGACCCCUGUCCCACAGCUGUUCGUAUACAGACCUGCAGAUUUAAUCUGAAGGAAACCUUCCAAACAUCACCCGAUGAGCUCUACAAGACUUUCAUCAACGAGGAGUUUUUACAGGUGUUUAUGCGCUCGGCAGUGGUGGUAGACAGCUGUCGUGGAGGCAGGUUCCAGCUGUUGGAUGGAAGCAUCAGCGGAGAGUUCACACAGCUGGAAUUGGACCAGAGGAUCGAGAUGAGGUGGCGGUUCAGGACAUGGCCUAGCGAGCACUACGCCACUGUCAGUCUGGAACUGGAGGGCCGAGGAGACGAGACUGAGCUCAGGAUGGAGUGUCGAGGAGUCCCUGCGGGGGAGGAGGACUCCACCAGGGAGGGCUGGAUCCGAUUUUACUUCCAGGCCAUAAAACAAACGUUCGGAUACUGAGAGUCUCUGAGAUACUGAACCCUGGAACUCAUCUGACAGGCUGUCUGAGAGGAUGGGGAUCUUCACCAUGUCACUGUGAGCAGCUGACAUGUCAGGCUUAGAUGAACCUCCUUAAAGGAACAGUCCAACAUCUCAUAAACUCUCUCGUUCUCAGAUUUCACUCAGUUGCAGAGUCCCUCAGGGAGGUGUCCUGGAGCCUCUGUUCUUUAU